Dimorphilus gyrociliatus is the source of this 3437-nucleotide messenger RNA. NCBI's taxonomy places the organism in Eukaryota, Metazoa, Annelida, Polychaeta, Dinophilidae. The record is from the annotation of a GenBank genome assembly.
AUUGCAGAAAUCCGCGCUAACCGGGGAGUUUGAAGGCAAGGAGCGAUUUUUUACGAAUCAGGGCUAGCAUGGCGGGCUAUAUGGUCCUUGCUAAGCCACCAAGUUUAGUAUCAGUGGCCACAACCGGGCACUUCACUGCUAAAAAUGGUAUCAACCUUGUUAUCGCAAAGAAUUCAAUUGUAGAGAUUUUCGAGCUCACUCCCGAAGGUCUGAAACUUAGAAAGGAGUUUAAAGUUUUUGGAUCGGUUGCUGCAAUGAAAAUGAUGUUACCACCAGGCUGUGAAAAAGAUGUCCUAUUUAUUGUCACCGAGAAAGGUGAUAUAACAAUGUUAGAAUGCACAGAAGACGGUGAUGAACUUUCUAUAAAUACUUUGUGCUCGAAAAAUGUCUUGCGAAAAACUGGAAGACUCACCGAAUGUGGAUUCAAGUGUUGCGUUGACCAGUAUUGCCGUUAUAUCGUUGUUCAUAUCUACUACGGCUUAUUAACGAUUAUACCUGUUUCAAACGUCGGUGUAAAUGGCUUGAACGCAAGCGGUACAUGGAAUUCCACUAAUGUUAUAGUUGACGAAAUGGAGAUUCUUGAUCUUUGUUCCUUGUAUGUUGAAGAUACACCAACUAUCUCCCUAUUAUUUAGAGAAGAUGGUUCGUAUUACGUAGGGACCUACGAAAUUGAAGAAAUGACCGAAGACGAAUAUAUUAUAACUGAAGGACCAGGAAAGCGUCAUAAAGUAGACGAUGGUGCACAAUUUAUUGUACCUGUACCUUGUCCAAUUGGCGGUAUGCUUGUCUUGGGGGACGAUAAUCAAACUAUAAGAGCUGUGGAGAUGGUCGAUGCGGACGGGAAAAGGUUUCUCGUUGGUGAUUCAUUUGGUCAUUUAUACAUUCUUAUUCUUGUUGCGGAUCCAACAUCCGCAACUGGUAUUAGGGAAAUACAAGUUGAACUACUUGGAGAGACAAAUAUACCAAGUUUAAUAACGUAUUUGGACAAUGGAUUUAUAUUUAUUGGUUCGUGUAGCGGUGACGCCCAACUUAUUCGUUUAAACAGAAAGAAAAAUGCGGUAACCAAUAGUUAUGUGGAAGUUAUGGAAAAUUUUGAUAAUUUAGGUCCAAUUGUUGAUUUUGUCGCUGUAGACGUAGACGAUAUGGGUCAAGAACAAUUGAUAUGCUGUUCGGGUAGAGAUAAGAAUGGAUCUUUAAGAAUUGUUCGUAAUGAUAUGGAGAUAAAAGAUAUUGGAACGGUUGAACUACCAGGUAUACUUGGUGUAUGGGCUGUCUCUUUAUUCUCUUCGGGAUCUUUUGACGACUCACUUUUCGUUACGUUUCCCGAUGAAACAAAAAUAAUAUUGAUAACGGAAGAAAUGGAAGAGAUUACCGUUCCUGGAUUCGAUCAUAAAGUAAGAACAUUGCACGUUCACGAAGUUAUCGAGGACCAAAUUAUUCAAAUUACGAGGAAAAAUUUAAUAUUAUGGAGUUCAACUAUGAGAAAGCAGGUCUUCCAAUGGAAAUUCGAACAAGAUAAAAAUAUUUCAGUUGGUACUAGUAACCGAGAGCAAAUAGUCAUUGCGUCCGCAGCUCAAUUUGUGUACUUUGAAAUAAUUGACGGCUCAGCUCAAAAGAUAAAUAGCCUGGAAAUUGAAUAUGAGAUUGCGUGCAUGGACGUAACGCCAAGAGGAACUUCGAAUCGUACAAAUAUUCUUUGUCUAGGCGUUUGGACUGAUAUGUCUAUAUUUAUAUUUGAAUUACCAACUCUGGAGAAGCUUUUUUAUUAUAAACUUCCCGGUAAUAUUAUCCCAAGAUCGAUUCUGACGGGAGUUUUUGGAGAUGUUCAUUAUUUAUUUAUCGCUAUGGGCGAUGGAAAAUUAUAUCAUUUCUUAUUGAAUAAGGAUAAAGCUUCUUUACAUAACCGAGUGAUGUUAACACUUGGAUCUUUGCCACUUCAAAUGUCGAAAUUCUCAUGGAAGGGUACCGAUUGCGUAUUCGUUUGUUCUGAUAGACCAGCUGUUGCAUUUCCUGUAAAUCAUCAGCUGAUCUUCUCCUUUGUCAAUAUCUCGACAGUUCGUCAUAUGACCUCGGCCAUUUUACGCAACAAUCGAGAAAAAAUUUAUCUAGUCAACGAAACUGAACUUCUUAUUGGUGAGAUGAAUGAAAUGCAAAGGUUACAAAGUCGAGUUAUUCCUUUAAGAGAAAGUCCUAGAAAGAUAGCCUAUCAACCUGAAACUAACACUCUUGCCGUGCUAACUAGUCGUUACGAUAAACAGAAGAAGGGGACUGAGGAAACAAUCCUUCUUGAUCAGUCUGCCAGUACGUCUGAUGUGAAAUCUCGUUCGUCGUUUGUCGAAGUUGGACCUUUUCCCUUGCCUCUUUUUGAGGAUGAUAGUCUUAUUGAAAUUUAUAAUUUAUUGAUUAUGCAUCAAGAUUCCUUUGAAAUAUUUCAUAUACACCAAUUUCAACCUCACGAAUACGCUCUAUCUCUUUGCAAUGCUAAUCUUGGCGAUCACCCCGAACAAUACUUUGUUGUUAGUACAGGCAUCAUUAGACCUGGUGACGAUGAGCCAAGAUAUGGGAGGAUUAUGGUUUUUAAAAUAUCCUUGGGCAGAGCAGUUAUCAGAUCAUGUUUAGAUAUUACGGGUGCGGUUUAUGCUAUUCAACCACUGUUGAAUAAUAAGCUAGUGUGUUGUUUUGACGAUGCUACAAGAAUUUACGAACUUGAUGAUAGGAUGAACAUGAACCUUAUCAAUACAUUCUCUGAUAAUAUUGCAGCUUACAACAUUGCCGUUACCGAGAGAAAUCGUAUCUACGUUGGUGACUUAUUUCGAACCAUAACAAUUCUUGAUUAUAUUCCAGAAAAGAAACGACUACGAUUGGUUGGUCGCGAUGAUAAUCAUCGUUGGUUGUGCACUUUAACUUUGAUUAAUGAAAAUACUAUCAUAUGCGCUGAUCAAGCCCAAAAUUUAUUUAUAUGCACAAGAGAUGAUAAGGAACCCGAUGAGAGCUCAUUAAAGAAUGAUGCGUUCUGUCAUAUAGGCGAUACAAUUAAUGCAAUUAAACCCGGAUGUUUAGUUAAAAAGGAACUACUUAACAGAACAAUAUGUUUCUCUGACAUGAGAAUAUUUGUUACAACUUCCGGAGCAAUAGGAGUGAUUGUACAAUUAAAAGACGAAUAUCAAACUCUCUUUUAUCAACUUCAACAACAACUUCUUCAGAGAUUAAAUUGGCCUGGAAAGAUUGAUUAUAAAUGGUUUAGGUCGAAUUCUAAACCGAAUCUACGUUAUCAUGGUUUAGUUGAUGGCACUAUUGUUGAAAAAUAUUUAACUAUUCCAUCAAGUUUACAGAAAGAGAUCUUUCACGCCAUUGCGGCGGAGAAAGAGGUUACAGUCCCUGUGGUUGAUCAUAAUCAUCUUAUACGUCUUGUGGAAGAGAUAAGCUCUAUUUAUUGA